Molecule: messenger RNA, 1041 nt
Organism: Rhodamnia argentea
Lineage: Eukaryota; Viridiplantae; Streptophyta; Magnoliopsida; Myrtales; Myrtaceae
Product: dual specificity protein phosphatase 1-like
Exons: 6
Coding region: 236-754 (172 amino acids)
Biological process (GO): negative regulation of MAPK cascade; protein dephosphorylation
Cellular component (GO): cytoplasm
Molecular function (GO): protein tyrosine/threonine phosphatase activity; MAP kinase tyrosine/serine/threonine phosphatase activity
Source: RefSeq, a predicted model, not a curated record
GGGUAAGCUCCUCUCAUGCUGAUUCUUUCUUCGUCUUCGACUAUAUAGACCGCAUUCAAUCGCUCAUCUUAUUCUCCAGUUGCUUGCCUUCGCUUAUCGAUUCGCGUUUUCACUUGAAGCAAGAGGACCCACCCAGAUACUGAUAUUUGACAAAAGAUUUGCUAGUGUGAGAGCAACGUGCGGUUCCUGUGGAGGUCACGAACGAAAAGAGAAGUUGGAGUACUUUAUUCUGGCAAUGGCUCAGUUUGACGAAUCCAUCAGGGGUCAGAUCCAAGCACUUCUGCGGGUUAUGAGCCUGACUCGAUGUGUUAAUGAAGACAAGGUGCCGUGCAAAAUCGAAGAGGGUCUGUUCUUGGGUUCCGUCGGUGCUGCAAAUAACAAAGGUGCCCUUAAACACCUUAAUGUGACGCACAUAUUAACUGUGGCUAGCACGUUGAGGCCUGCAUAUCCAGAUGAUUUCGUGUAUAAAGUCCUUACAGUCACGGAUAGAGAAGACACAAACAUAAGAGAAUACUUUGAUGAGUGCAUUGAAUUUAUUGAUGAAGCCAAGAGAUUGGGUGGAGGUGUGCUGGUUCAUUGCUUCGUUGGGAAAUCUAGAAGUGUUACAAUCGUCGUCGCUUAUCUCAUGAAAAAGCAUGGCAUGAGCCUUUCUCAAGCUUUGGAACAUGUGAAGAGCAGACGGCCACAAGCAUCUCCUAAUUCUGGUUUCAUUGCACAACUGCAGGACUAUGAGAAAUUUCUGCGAGGUGUAUGAGUAGCAGAUAGAGGCUAGAAGUGAAUGGGAUGAAUACAGAGACAUUUCUCCGCAGUCUUGCCAACCCUAUCCUGGCAUUCGUUUUGGUAUCGAACUUUAUGGUAAAUAACCAUCUUGUAAAUAAAGAAUUUGAUAUGCAAAUCACAUUGGUGUGAAUAUUAAAGAUAUCGGUAAAGGAGUUAAUCUAGGUUUAUGACAACAACGAAGAAAAGGGGGCUAGAAAGAUCAACUUUUUUGUGCUUUUAGGUGUAAUGCAGGUGAACACUUGAAAAGAAACUUUCUUCUGA